AUGCAGCUCACUCAGCUCCUCCUCGCAACUGGCCUCUUUGCCUCCUCGGCCUUCGCUGCCCCCACCGCCUCUAGCAAGUCUAUGAUGGCCGCCAGUCCCCAGUGGACCAUCCAGAACACCAAGCGUGUCUGCAACACCGAGGACACCUCCUGCACCUGGACUUUCGGCAUCUACCCCGGCGCCGGUGAUGCCACUGCCUGCAAAUAUGUUGUGAAGGGCAGCCCUGCCUCCCAAUCCGACGGUGGUCCCGUCAACUGCGGCGAAUUCACCGUCACUUCCGGCUGGAGCGGCCAGUUCGGCGAGGGCAAUGGCUUCACCACCCUCUCCGUUGUCAAGAACGACGUCCGCCAGAUCAUCUGGCCUGCUUAUACCGAUAAUCAGGUUGCGGAGGGCAAGGUCGUCCAGCCUGAUCAGAGCUACGCCCCUGUUACUCUUCCUUGA
Penicillium paradoxum is the source of this 441-nucleotide messenger RNA. RefSeq lists its product as uncharacterized. The transcript has a single exon. The coding region runs from base 1 to 441 and encodes 146 amino acids. The record is from RefSeq and is a predicted model, not a curated record. Lineage: Eukaryota; Fungi; Ascomycota; Eurotiomycetes; Eurotiales; Aspergillaceae.